UUUUUUUUGUAUCGGAGGAAUCAACAGCCGCCAUCUUGACGCGGCUCAGAAUCGGGAUUUCGGGGGGAGCAAUAAUUUUAAAAACCGACCGGAGCUACUCGGGCUGGGCUCAAACGGCUUUUUUCUUGCAGAAAAUGGAAGUGUUAGUCGUUCUGAUGAGAUUUAAUGCAAACAUGUGAGGAUUACACGGGUAUUUAUCGUCUCGAAAGCCCACUGUAUAUUUGAUUUCCCUUUUAGCGAGCGCCGAUUCUCGCCGUAUCUCCGUCCCCGAGACGCUGUAUUUACCGGGAGACAGCGACGGCAAAAAUAAUCCACCUCAUACAAAAUAUUUUUUGAAUUUUGCUCUUUUUAUUUAAGCCCGAGAUAUAUUUUAUUGGCCGUUCGUUUCGACGGCGAAAAAGAUGAUUCUGUACGGUCGCGAAUCCGGCGAUCUGCUGAGAACGGGAUUCGCUUACGCCUUGCGUAAUAUUUUAUGAUUGAUUUUUUAUUUAUUUUUCUCGAACCCAAAUAAUUUUUUUGGACGUAAUUAUUGAGGAUAAUUAUGUGGGUGUUGGGUGUUGGAUUAUCAUGGGGUGAUCCUCGGCGGCGGAGCGUGGCGCUGUUGCCUUUCUUUUGAAGCCUUUUUCUCCAGGCAGCAUUUUGCUAGUCUGCCAGUCAAGAAGAAGAAGAAGACGAAGAAGAAGAAGAAGAAAAAAAAAAAAACAUACAUUGCUCCUUAACACGUAAGGAAAAGUUCCCAGUUAUUACGAACCCAAAGCCGACAAGGAGGACUCGUUUUCCGGCAUCAUCAUCCAUUCAUAACCCAGGAUGGCUGACAAUCUGCUGGAUGUCGGACCCCCCACUGCAAAGCGACCCAAGCUCAAUUCACCGCUCUCAGUGUCAGAUGGCCCAGAUCUUGUGUCUCUCUUUGAUCUGGAAAACGACCUUCCGGAUGAGCUCAUCCCCAAUGGAGACUUGGGAAUGGGAAUGCCCUCUAAUGGCGGUCCAAGUGGAGGGGGUCCUGGUCUCAACUCAAUCGUCCCUGAUGCAGCUGCCAAACACAAGCAGCUGUCUGAGCUUCUGCGACCAGGAAGCUCCUCCAUCUUGGGAGGUGUUCUCAACUCUGCCAGUCCCCAACAGGGAGGCAUGGUGGGAAGCCAGCUAGGUGCUGUGCUUGGUAAAAAUCCACUUGGGCAGGGUUCUCCCAAUCACCAGUCUCCCCAGGCCCAGAAAGGAGGUAAUGCUGCUGGACAAGGCAAUGGGGGCAUGAGCUUCAACCAGGCCAUGUUGAACAGUGGACAGGGCCAUGGGGUCAUGGGCCAGACAGGACAAGUGAUGAAUGGGGCUCUGGGACCAGCAGGCCGGGGCAGACCUGGCAUGCAGUACCAAAGCCAAGGAAUGCAGGGGGCACAUGUGGGUGCUGGACCUGGUGUUGGAGGCAGUGUGCUGGCAGAGACACUCACCCAAGGAGGGCCGCAGUUGGGUGCACACAACUCGUUGAAUGCUCAGCAAGCCGGAAACAUGAAUAAGAUGGGGAUGUCAGGAGGUCCAUUCGGCCAGCAGUAUGGUCAGGCUGGGUUGCAGCAGAUGGGGUCAGCGGGGGUCAACGCCCAACAACUCCAGAACAAGACCGCCCUUUCCAACAACCUGCCCCAAUUCCCUACGGAGCUGAAGGGAGCUGGAAGUGUGCCAAACCUGUCCCAGAUGCAGCAGCAGGUAGCGUCGGUGGGCCUGGUCCCCGGGGCCGGCGGCGUGUCAGCGGGCCCAACGGCCGACCCCGAGAAGCGCAAACUCAUUCAGCAGCAGCUGGUCCUGUUGCUCCACGCACACAAGUGCCAGCGGCGCGAGCAGGCCAACGGGGAGGUGAGGGCCUGCACUCUGCCCCAUUGCCGCACCAUGAAGAACGUCCUCAACCACAUGACCCACUGCCAGGCGGGCAAGUCCUGCCAGGUGGCUCACUGUGCAUCAUCCAGGCAAAUCAUCUCCCACUGGAAGAACUGCACGCGACACGACUGUCCGGUCUGCCUGCCUUUAAAGAAUGCAAGUGACAAGAGGAAUCAGCAGCCCAUGCUAAGUUCUCCUGGGUCUAGCCUGCAGAACGCCAUCAGUACAGUGGGGCCUGGCCAGCCCAGUUCCACAGCCAUCAACAGUGCUGCCACACACAUCGACCCCAGCUCCAUGCAGAGGGCCUACGCUGCCCUUGGCCUGCCGUAUGGGAACCAGUCCCCUGCCCAAGUCCAGGGACCCUCUCAGCAAAAUCCCCAGGGCUCCCAGCACCAGCAGCUGCGAAAUCUGAACACACUAGGCACUAAUCAGAUGAACCAGAUGGCAGGAGGCUUGGGUGUCCCCUCGUCAGACCAGACGGGCAUGCACUCUGACUCCUCUCUCCCAUCCACACUCAACAAUCAACUGAUGCCUGAUGGGUCAGUAGUGGGAGGCAUGGGGAACCUGCCCACUGCCACCCCUCUCUCUUCUUCGGGGGUAAGGAAGGCCUGGCAUGAACACGUCACUCAGGACCUGCGCACCCACCUGGUGCACAAACUUGUACAAGCCAUAUUCCCCACCCCAGACCCUGCAGCAUUGAAGGACCGACGAAUGGAGAACCUGGUGGCGUAUGCACGCAAGGUUGAGGGUGACAUGUACGAGUCUGCUAACAGCAGGGAUGAGUAUUACCACUUCCUGGCAGAGAAAAUCUAUAAAAUCCAGAAGGAGUUGGAGGAGAAGAGGCGCUCACGACUCCAGAAACAACCUGGCAUGGUGGGCACAGCUGGGCCUCAGCAACCUGGAAUGGCUCAGCCCAACGCCAUGGGCCCGGGACAGGGCGUCCGCUCUCCCAAUGGACCUGUGCCUAUGCCCAACAUGCCAAAUCAGAUAAUGAGCCGCAUGCAGGUGCCCCAAGGAAUCAAUCAGUUUAACCCAAUGGCGAUGCAGAAUGCGCAGAUGUCUCAGGCACCCAUGGGAGCGCGUGCUCCCUCCCCCAUGAACCACCCACAGCAAAUGAACAUGAGCUCCGUCCCAGCGAUGGGCAUGUCCCCGUCAAGGAUGCCUCAGACUCAAGGAAUGAUGGGUAGUCAUGCUAACAACAUGGUUGCGCAGCCAGCCAACCAGGGCCAGUUCCUGCAACAGGGCCAGUUCACUGCUUCUGCAGGUGGAGCAAUGAAUGUGAAUGUAGGCUUGGGUCAGCCCAUAACACAGGCUGCUGUUACACAGAAGCCACAGAACUCUAACCUCCCUCUGAAUGCACUGGGAUCCCUUGGCCCCCAGCUGCCCUGUGGCCCUGCAGCCCAGCCUACCCUUCGUGCUACUCCUCCACCCAAUGCCUCUGCCAGCCUGCAGCAGCAGCACCAUGCUUCUGCACAGGCCCAAGUGUCACUGCAGCCCGCUACCCCCGCCUCCACUGGUGGGCCCUCCUCCACCCCAACCCACAUGCCCAGUAGCCACCCUGGCCCCCCCUCAGCCAUGGGCACACCCGACCCCUCCCAGCCGAUCACCCCUCUGCAGCCGCAGACAGAACCCCCCAGCCAAAUGCAGCAGCCCACCUCAGUGCAGGCACAGCACCCCAGCACACCGUUGUCCCAGGCAGCAGCGAGUGUAGACAACAGAGUGCCCACCCCAGCAUCCGUGGCUGAGUUGAGCUCCCAGAAGGCCCUGCCGGACAUGAGCAGCAUUGAAGCCAAACCUGAAGUAAAAGACGAAGAAGAUGACUGCAAGUCUGGAAAGAAGCAACCGGAUGUGAAAAUGGAGGAUGAAGAAACCAAACCCCUGCUGGUGAAGAAGGAGGAGCCAGAUGCAGCAGAGCCAAAGCAGGAACCAAUGGAAACUGAGGAAAAGAAGCCGGAGAUGAAGACGGAACCCAAAGAAGAGGAGGAAAGUGGGGCCAACGGCACAUCAGCCACCUCCAGCCCUCAGAACCGAAAAAAGAUUUUCAAGCCAGAGGAGCUGAGACAAGCCUUAAUGCCAACACUUGAGGCCCUCUACAGGCAAGACCCAGAGUCACUGCCCUUCAGACAACCUGUGGACCCCAUGCUACUCGGCAUCCCUGACUACUUUGACAUCGUGAAGAACCCCGUUGACUUAUCCACCGUCAAGCGCAAGCUGGAUACGGGUCAAUACCAGGAACCGUGGCAGUAUGUGGACGACGUGUGGCUCAUGUUCAACAACGCGUGGUUGUACAACCGUAAAACAUCCCGCGUCUACAAGUACUGCACCAAGCUGGCGGAGGUGUUCGAGGCGGAGAUUGAUCCCGUCAUGCAGGGCUUAGGCUACUGCUGCGGCAGGAAGUAUGAGUUCUCGCCCCAGACGCUGUGUUGCUAUGGCAAACAGUUGUGUACCAUUUCCAGAGACGGCACCUACUACAGCUACCAGAACAGGUAUCACUUCUGUGAGAAGUGCUUCAACGAGAUCCAGGGCAACAGUGUGACCCUGGGGGACGACCCAGCACAGCCACAGACCAUGAUAUCAAAAGAGCAGUUUGAAAAGAAGAAAAAUGACAUGUUGGACCCUGAACCGUUUGUUGAAUGUAAAGACUGUGGACGAAAGAUGCAUCAGAUCUGCGUGCUGCACUACGAUGUUAUUUGGCCGACAGGCUUUAUCUGUGACAACUGUCUAAAGAAGUCUGGCAAAACAAAAAAGGAGAACAGGUUCUCAGCCAGAAGCCUAUGUAAAGGAUUGCAGUCGACCAGAUUGGGAACGUACAUCGAGGACAGAGUGAACAAGUACUUGAAAAGGCAGAACCACCCCGAGGCUGGCGAGGUGUUUGUGCGAGUGGUGGCCAGCUCCGACAAAAAUGUGGAGAUUAAGCCCGGCAUGAAGUCCAAGUUUGUGGACUCGGGCGAGAUGGUGGAGACCUUCCCUUACAGAACCAAAGCACUUUUUGCAUUUGAGGAAAUAGACGGCGUGGACGUUUGUUUCUUUGGCAUGCAUGUCCAGGAGUACGGCUCGGAGUGCCCAUUUCCAAACACCAGACGGGUUUACAUAUCAUACCUCGACAGUAUUCACUUCUUCAGGCCACGUGUGCUAAGGACUGCAGUUUACCACGAGAUCUUAAUAGGCUACCUGGAGUACGUGAAGAAGCUGGGGUAUGUGAUGGGUCACAUCUGGGCCUGCCCACCCAGUGAAGGAGACGACUACAUUUUUCACUGCCACCCUGCUGACCAGAAGAUCCCCAAGCCCAAGAGGCUCCAGGAGUGGUACAGAAAGAUGCUUGACAAAGCUUUCGCCGAGAGGAUCCUCCACGAUUACAAGGACAUUUUCAAACAGGCGACCGACGACCGGCUGACCAGCGCCAAUGAGCUGCCGUACUUUGAGGGCGACUUUUGGCCUAAUGUUCUGGAGGAGAGCAUCAAGGAGCUGGAGCAGGAGGAGGAGGAGAGGAAGAAGGAGGAGAACACGGCCUGCUCUGAGACAACAGAGGGGGCCCAAGCUGACAGCAAAAAUGCCAAAAAGAAGAACAACAAGAAAACCAACAAAAACAAGAGCAGCGUCAGCCGAGCCAAUAAGAAAAAGCCUGGGAUGCCGAAUGUAGCCAAUGACCUGUCCCAGAAGCUCUACGCCACCAUGGAGAAACACAAGGAGGUGUUUUUUGUAAUCCACCUCCAUGCCGGGCCAGUCAUCAACACCCUGCCACCCAUCAUGGACCCCGACCCUCUGUUGACCUGUGACCUGAUGGAUGGUCGGGAUGCCUUUCUGACUUUGGCCAGGGACAAGCACUGGGAGUUCAGCUCACUGAGAAGAUGCAAAUGGAGCACUAUGUGCAUGUUGGUAGAGCUGCACAACCAAGGCCAGGACCGCUUCGUGUACACCUGCAAUGAGUGCAAGCACCACGUCGAGACUCGCUGGCACUGCACCGUCUGUGAGGACUAUGACCUAUGCAUUAACUGCUACAACAUUAAGGGCCACGAGCACCAGAUGGUUAAGUGGGGUCUUGGUCUAGAUGAUGACAGCAACGGUCAGGGUGGAGAGGCCUCCAAGAGCCCUCAGGAGAGCCGCCGUCUCAGCAUCCAGCGCUGCAUCCAGUCCCUGGUCCAUGCCUGCCAGUGCCGAAAUGCCAACUGCUCUCUUCCUUCAUGCCAGAAGAUGAAGAGGGUGGUUCAACACACCAAAGGCUGCAAGCGCAAGACCAAUGGUGGCUGUCCUGUGUGCAAGCAACUCAUCGCUUUGUGUUGUUAUCACGCUAAGCACUGUCAGGAGAACAAGUGUCCUGUUCCCUUCUGCCUCAACAUCAAGCACAAACUCCGUCAGCAGCAGCUGCAGCACCGGCUCCAGCAGGCUCAAAUGAUGCGCCGGAGGAUGGCCACCAUGGCUGGAAGGGGUAUGCCCAUGCCAUCUCCACCUACCUCAGCUGGCCCCGACACCCCCAACUCUGUGCAGCAGCCUAAUACACCCCAGACCCCCCAGCCCAUGCCCAACCAGCCCCAACAGCAGCAGCCACCAAACCCUGCCAAUAUGGCCCAGGGCUUCACCAACAAUGGCCGCAGCAGCCAGCCCCCAACACCUGUGCCGCAGGGCAAACCAGGGCCUCAGUCAUCCCCUCUUCAUCAGCAGCAGUCACCUCUGCCUAACAUGCCCCAGCCACCGCAACAGCAACAGCAACAGCAACAACAGCAGCAGCAACAACAACAACAACAGCAGCAGCAGCAGCAGCAGCAGCAGCAGCAACAACAACAACAACAGCAGCAGCAACAACAGCAGCAGCAGCAACAACAGCAGCAGCAGCAACAGCAGCAGCAGCAGCAGCAGCAACAACAGGCCUUGAACGGGAUGCCCAUGAACCACCCUCGAAUGAUGGGGCCAAUGCAGGGCCAGAUGCAGAUGAUGCAGGGGCCAAGGGGCCCGCAGGUGAUGCAGGCUAUGCAGCAGGGCCAAUGGAGUCCGGGGAUGCACAAUCCCAUGCAGAAUCCCCAGGGUCAUCAGCCACAGGUCCCUCCUCAACAGGGCCCUAUGGCCCCUCAGCAGGCUCAGGGAACCCCCAUGCCCCAGCAGAACCAGCUCCUGCAGAGGCCCAUGAUGCCCCAGCAACAAAGUCUCCAGAUGCCUGGGGUCAUGCCUCCACAGGGGCCCUCGCAGCAAGGCAUGACACCACAGCAGCUAAACAUGCCACGGGGGAUUCCUGGUAACAUUGCUCCGAGUGCCCUGCAGGAAUUGCUGCGCACCCUCAAAUCUCCCAGCUCCCCACAGCAGCAGCAGCAGGUCCUCAACAUCCUCAAGUCCAACCCUCAUCUCAUGGCCGCUUUCAUUAAACAGAGGACAGCCAAGUACCAGGCCACCCAGCCGCAGCAGGCGCAGCAGCAGAACACACAGGCCAUGCUCGGGUCUCAGGCAGGAAUGCAGGCCAUGGCAGCUAUGGCAAACCAGGUGCAGAGGCCAGUGAUGGCACCUCAGCAGCAGCCUCCUCAGCAGGCGGGGCCCCAGGUCAUGGCAAACAUGGGCCCCCAAGGCCAGAUGAUGAAUGCUGCUCAAAAUGGAAAUCCCCAACUGUACCGCAGACAGCAGCUGCUCAGGAUGCAGCAGAUGCAGCAGGCGCAGCAGCAGCAGCAGCAACAACAACAACAACAGGGAGGCAUGCCUCAGGGCCACGGUCAGUUCCCCCAGCAGCAGACGGGGCCAGCAACCUACUCCCAGCUCCGUAUGCAGCAGCAAAUGGCUAUGCAAGGUGGUGGUGGGCCCAUGGGACAGCUCCCUCCCACAUCUCAAAUGGGUCAACCUGGCAUGGGCAUGGACGGGCCCCAGAACCUUCUCCAGCAGCGCAUCCUUCAGCAGCAGCAGCAGCAGCAGAUGCUAAAGCAGCAGAUGGGUUCUCCAGCACAGGCGAACUCGAUGAGUCCGCAGCCUCACAUGCUCCAAAGCCAAGCCCAGGGAGGAGCUCACUUACCUGGCAAGACAAUGGCAAACACCCUGGGAAACCAAGUACGCUCCCCAGUCCCAGUGCAAUCGCCCCGUCCGCCUUCACAGCAGACCCCGCAUUCCAGUCCCUCCCCAAGGAUACAGCCCCAGCCCUCGCCUCAACACGGUGCCCUCCACUCCAGCUCUCCCCACCCCAGCCUCGGGGGCCCAAUGUCGGGCUCCAUGGAGCAGGGACACAUGGGGACACCGGAGCAGAGUGCCAUGCUCCCGCAACUCAACACACCAAACCGAGGGGGGUUGAGUAAUGACAUGGGUAUGGCGGGUGACACGACGGGAGACACGCUGGAGAAAUUUGUUGAAGGAUUGUAGCAUUUUGGGACAGAAGAAAGGCCUUGUUCUGUUUUCAGCUGAGAAUUUUUUGUACUUGCUUGUGUAAAAAGCUAAAAGAAAUACAAACAAAUGAGUCAUACGAGGCCUACAGACUGUGAACUUUCCUUAAACCAAGGGACUGCUUUUUCUUCCAACACAGUGAGAGCGAUUUAAUACUUGCUGUUGAAAAGAAGACGACAAAGACACAAAGAAUAUAUUUUUUGGUUCAGACCAGCCAUGCAAGAAUUUGCCCUGGUCUUGGUGUUGUUUUAAUUUGUUUUUCAUUUGUUAUGCUUUUUUUUUUUAACAAAACUUCUCAAAACAAAAAAUAUUUCAUUUUAUUAUUCAAUUUUUUUAUUUUUUUUUAUUUUGUACCUUUGCAGAUUAAUAUGAUAUUUGUGUUGAGAAGACUGUAAAAUUAUUUGUCUGGGAAUUCUUUUUUUUUUUUUUUUUUGCCAGGUUUCACCUCUUGCUCAGUUUCUCUUGUUCCUGGAUAAUUUAUUCUAAUAUGCCAUUUUUCAAAAGGACUGCCUUUGGGAAAGCCUUAAUUUCUUUCCUGUUUGCAGAGUCUAUGGGAGAUAAAUGUAUUUGUAUAGAUCUAGGAACUAUUGCACACACCCAAACACAAAAGGCAGGUGUAAGAGAAACCUGUCUUAAAGCUUGUUAAUGUUCACAGGUGCCGGAAUGUUCCUUUUAGGCCUGGGCCCAGUAUUUGUCUUGCUUUGUCUCCCUCAGUCAAAAGAAAACGUCAUCAAGUCCUGAACCUCUUUUGCCUGUCGUGGGAAAUUAACUUGUUUGACUGCUGAUUUGUGUUCAGAAAGGGGUUUUGUGCAUCAUUUUCUCUCUUGCAUUACACUUGAAUUGAUGAUGAACUAUUCUCUGACGUAAAUCAUGCAGCUAGACAGUACUGUAAAUAUGCAGAAAAUAAGAAUGAAAAUCACUGUACAAACUGGUUCAAAUGGCUCAUUUCGUACUUAUAUACCAUAUUGUUAAAUAAACCUGUGUGCCACAGA
Molecule: messenger RNA, 9203 nt
Organism: Cyclopterus lumpus (lumpfish)
Lineage: Eukaryota; Metazoa; Chordata; Actinopteri; Perciformes; Cyclopteridae
Gene: crebbpb
Product: CREB binding protein b
Exons: 32
Coding region: 808-8190 (2460 amino acids)
Biological process (GO): positive regulation of transcription by RNA polymerase II
Cellular component (GO): histone acetyltransferase complex; nucleus; transcription regulator complex
Molecular function (GO): protein binding; chromatin DNA binding; histone acetyltransferase activity
Source: RefSeq, a predicted model, not a curated record